Messenger RNA from Stegodyphus dumicola, 3071 nucleotides. It is a transcript of the gene Nos, whose product is annotated as Nitric oxide synthase. The record is from RefSeq and is a predicted model, not a curated record. Gene Ontology annotation, biological process: nitric oxide biosynthetic process. Lineage: Eukaryota; Metazoa; Arthropoda; Arachnida; Araneae; Eresidae. Gene Ontology annotation, molecular function: heme binding; flavin adenine dinucleotide binding; NADP binding.
UUUCAUGAACAGGAAGUGGCCACAAGGCUUGGUAUCGAUAUGAGAGCACCAUCUACACUUUGGAAAGAUCGUGCUGUGGUGGAAGUCAAUUAUGCGGUGAUUUAUAGUUUUCAGAAAGCAAAUGUUACAAUAGUUGAUCAUCACACUGCUUCAGAAUCUUUUAUGAAGCACUGGGAGAAUGAGAUGAGGCUAAGAGGUGGCUGUCCAGCGGAUUGGGUCUGGAUCGUUCCUCCUUUAAGCGGUAGCUUAACACCGGUAUUCCAUCAGGAAUUACUGUACUACAAUCUCAAACCCAGCUAUGAGUACCAGGACCCACCUUGGAAAACCCACGUAUGGGAGAAGAAUCGCGAAACCUCUGGAAAUGGACCACGAACUCCUUCUAAGAAAUUUCGCUUCAAGGAAAUAGCGCGUGCUGUAAAGUUCACUUCCAAUUUGUUUGGAAUGGCACUGUCUAGGAGGAUCAAAGCAACUAUUCUUUUUGCAACUGAAACUGGUAGAUCAGAACAGUACGCAAAAAUGCUGGGAGAUAUAUUUUCGCAUGCCUAUAAUGCUAGUGUGAUAUGUAUGGCCGACUAUGAUAUAAUCAACCUGGAACAUGAGACUUUAUUACUAGUAGUCACAAGUACAUUUGGAAAUGGUGAUCCACCUGAAAAUGGAGAAGCAUUCGCAAGGAGUCUACAAGCAAUCAAAGUUACAGGAGAAACAACACCGGAUGCCGAGUAUAUAAGCAGCACGUGUAUGCCUUUCGUCAGAAUGAACAGUAUGCCUAUUGAAUACCAGGAAGAUGAAACUACUAACUUCACACCAACUGCUGAACUGGAUGAUAACAUAGGCCCUUUGAGCAAUGUCAGAUUCGCAGUCUUUGCACUUGGCUCCAGCGCUUAUCCUAACUUUUGUUCUUUCGGCCGAUACGUGGAUAAUAUGCUUGGAGAGCUUGGCGGAGAAAGAAUGGUCAAAAUGGGCACAGGAGACGAACUCUGUGGCCAGGAACACUCUUUUAGUCAAUGGGCUCAAGAGGUAUUUCAGGUAGCCUGCGAUGUAUUUUACAUAGGAGAUGAUAUUAAUAUAACCGAUGUUAAAGCUUCUUUCCAUUCGGAUACAUCCUGGAGUCCAGAAAAAGUCCGACUGGUGGAUGUCAAAGAAUCAGAAGAUAUAUGCGCAGGGGUAUCCAAAGGAACGAACAGACAGGUUGUUCCCUGUAUAUUAAAAGAAAGGACAGUACUUCAGUCAGAAGAAGAUAGUCGACAGACACUCUUCAUCGUGAUAUCCACUCAGGAGAAUUCUACUUUGAAAUAUUAUCCGGGAGAUCAUAUUGGCAUCUAUCCGGCCAACAGGAAGGAGAUAGUGGAUGGGAUCCUUGCUCGAAUGGGUUCUACGUGUCCAGAUCCAGAUAAACCUUUCCAACUAGAAAUCCGAAAAACAGUUCAAAGUUUAGAAGGACCAAGCCAUCGAUGGUACCCACAUGAAAGAAUUCCUGCUUUGACGAUGAGAUUAGCCUUAACGAGAUAUUUGGAUAUCACCACACCUCCCGGUCAACAGUUUUUGAGGAUAUUGGCAACUAUGGCCAAAGAAGAAGGAGACAAACGAAAAAUUCAGCUCCUAGCUACGGAUUCCGUCCGUUACGAAGACUGGAAAUCGCAGACGUACCCGAACCUUCUCGAAGUCUUGGAGAAUUUUCCCUCCGUUAUUCCAACUCCUGGCUUCCUCCUAACGCACCUGACUCCUCUGCAGCCACGGUUCUACAGCAUUAGUUCAGCACCUGAUUUCCAUCCUGGGCAUAUCCAUCUUACUGUGGCUGUAGUCAUUUACAAAACGCAAAGCAGUGCGCUCCAUUAUGGUGUUUGCUCAAAUUAUCUUGCUUCCCUACCCCUUGGUUCUGAAAUAGCUUGCUUCGUGCGUAGCGCUCCGAAUUUCCGCUUACCAGACAACUCUCGAGUACCCAUUAUCAUGGUCGGACCUGGCACGGGCAUAGCGCCUUUCAGAAGUUUCUGGCAGCAAAGAUGGUUACACGUGAAAGCAGCACGAAAAGACAAAGAAACAAAAAAGCAGUUUGGCAAUAUGACGUUAUUGUUUGGCUGUCGUCAUCAGAAUGUUGAGUUGUACAGAGAAGAAACUCAAAAAAUGAAGGAGUUGGGAGUUCUGACACAUGUUCAUACUGCCUAUUCACGGGUCCCUGGUAAACCAAAAUGUUAUGUACAGCACAUCCUUCGAGAUAUUGCAGAUACCGUUUAUAAUGAACUUGUUCACGAUAAAGGUCAUUUUUAUGUAUGUGGUGAUGUGAGUAUGGCUGAGGAUGUUAACCAAACGUUACGCAUGAUAAUACAAGAAAAAGGCCAGAUGAACACCCUAGCAGUUGAUAAUGUUAUCAAAAGGUUGCAGGAAGAAAAUCGUUACCAUGAAGAUAUUUUUGGAAUAACUCUCAAGACAGCAGAAGUUACCAACAGAGGACGAGCUGAAGCUAAAAGUAGAAAGAGCACCUCUUCAAGCUGAAAUAUUAUGGUAGCAUUUUUAAAUAUAUGGUUUCUAUAUGCAAAUAUGAACACUAUGAAAAUCCUGUGCAAAGUUCACAUCCUUUUCAUCAAUUAUUACAUAAACUAAUAUAAGUUUUCAGUUUUUAUAUGUAAGUACCAUAUUCAUUGAUCUCAACAAAAUAUUGAUGGAUUUCUAAAUAUUAUUCUAAUUAUGUGCUAUCAUAGCCAAAAUGCUCUUAAUAGUUACAUAAGAAAGGAAAAAAAGUUUAAAUAAACUGUAUGUAAAAAUUAAUAAUUGAAAACUAAAUAUUUCCUAACUAUUAAGUAAAUAACUUGAAUACUGUUUUAAAUCUGUAGUCCUAAUUUAGGAAUUUCAAAUGGCUUCACAUAUAUUUAUCUGUGCCUAGAAUGCAAGCCUUUAUAAGAUCUUGUCUUCUAUGAUAAUCAAUUCAUACAUAUCAAAAGAAUUCAUUUUAUGCUAAUAAUGACAACAAUGUCACCAUUUAGAAAAGGUAAAAAAGUUUUGUAUUUAAUAUUAUAUUUUCCUUUUUCCAAUAUGUAAAUUUGGCCAAUUUCAAAUAAAAAGUAUAUUUACUUUAA